CUUAUUUUUAUGUCCGUCACUGUAUGUAAUAUAAACGCGAGGAUAAUACCGUUUCUACGAAAAUAAUCAAGCAAAGCAACACUGUCUCCCUCUGUGUAGGUAGUUUUUGCUGCUACUUGGCUAUUUUUCCUUACUUCAUUGCUACUUGAGUCUUUACUUAACAUAGGCAGUCAUUGAUUAUGGAGCAAAAAUGAGCUGUGAUUGAAAUGCUCGUCGCCAAAGACUAACUGAUACCAUAUGCUAUGCCACACUGGUCCUAAUUCUAGUAUGCCCAAGCUAAAGCCCUCGGCAACAAUGUCUUGAACCGCCUCAGGAAGACCUCUCAGAAAGCCGUAAUUUCAAAAAAUAAAUAAAUUAAUAAAAAAAACACCUUGCUUCCCGACGUUCCCUUAUGCAAUCGCUAUUGCUCGCUUCGCUUGAUUAGUUAAGUGAGUGCAUUUCUUCGUCACCGCGCGCAAAGUGACGGCGCCGUAUCACAACACUAGUUCCAGCGUGCAGAUUUGUUACACUUUUAUGCUCCACUUCCCAAAGCACAAACCAAGCCGAUAGAAGUGCUUUGCCCGACGCAAAACGGUUGCAAAUUCAAUUUACCCCGGUCACGUUUAGCUGAGUUUGUCACAAAUAUAAAAAUCAUUUGCAUAUUCACUGCACCAGUCAGUAUGGAUUGUCGCUUACCAUCGGGAACAAGUGUUCCUGGGCUGCAAAGUGUUGUGCCACUAGCGUGAUUUGUCUGCUCAAUCAAAAUGUCACCCGUACGUCCAAUCGUACCAUCGUACGCCUUUGUCCUGUACGCACUCACCUGCAGUCUGCCGGCGGGAAAGUACGUCACCGGAAGCUAUUUACGUGAUGUCGAACUGAUCGGUCCACCAUCGCAGGCCGAGCUGAACACCGUCUACUACUAUCCGAGCUACGUCAAAGGUGAGGAUCCGGUCGAAGAGUACAACCGGCGACGGUUGCACGUGGACACGGCCGACUUUAUGGAGUACGAAGAAGACGGGCAAACGGCUGACGCUGUGCAGACCAGCCGUAGCCAGCCACAAAAACAGCAGCCAGCAUACUCACAGCCGGACGAUGGAGGUGAUUGUUGUUUGAAAGCGAAACGAAAGCGGAAGUACCGCGUUUCGGCAACACGCCACCCGAAACAACGCGCAACCGAUCCGAUGCGCGUGGUCGAUGCGCAAACCGACCAUGAGUACAAUUAUAUGAAAAUUCGCCAAGCCGGUACGGGUGCGCCCCGGUACGUGCGGGACGAUGUGGAAGUAUUCGAUAUCGAACGAGGCAAUCGGAUCAAGGCAAAGGUGCCGAUCAGAAGGAGAACGAGAACGGCACACGAACCGAGGGCCGACGGACAACGGCGGUAUGAAGAAUCCGAUCCACAAGUAUUUGCGUACGAACGAUCGGAUGAUGUGAUACCGAGUGGGAGAGCAAAUGGUGGACAGGCGGGAUCAUCACAGGAUGAUCAAUAUUUUCAAGAUACGUUUCAGUUUCAAAAGUCACCUCUGGAGCUAGAAUUUGGCCACUUGUUCGAAUCGAAUAAUGGCUGGGAGGAGCGCUACGAACGGCAAGACCAUCAGAACCAUAGACAUCAAGGAAAAGUCAAAUGGGCCGACAAGAAGGGUGGCUUCGGCGAGCAUUACUGGGACCUGAAUCACAUUCAACCCGACCAUCCUACCCACCGACGCUAACGCAAAACACAGAUUACAGAUUAAGGCCAAAUGCGGUUGGUUGGGAGGCGGAGGGUGCAAUAAAAAACUAACCUCACCAAACAUAAAUGUCAAGAGCAUGUCUUGAGCGCGAAUCCCGAUUUGUGAUGCCCUUUUCGUACCAGGUCCAGGUGCAAAAGAAUAGACGCAAACGGUC
This is a messenger RNA of Anopheles stephensi (Asian malaria mosquito), 1860 nucleotides long. RefSeq lists its product as uncharacterized. Lineage: Eukaryota; Metazoa; Arthropoda; Insecta; Diptera; Culicidae. The record is from RefSeq and is a predicted model, not a curated record. Bases 744 to 1685 code for a protein of 313 amino acids. The transcript is spliced from 3 exons.